Molecule: messenger RNA, 2097 nt
Organism: Zea mays
Lineage: Eukaryota; Viridiplantae; Streptophyta; Magnoliopsida; Poales; Poaceae
Product: putative cytochrome P450 superfamily protein
Exons: 2
Coding region: 149-1507 (452 amino acids)
Source: RefSeq, marked provisional
CAUUAAUAGCUUUUCCUCUUCUUUCCCCAUCCACCCUCGCACCCUCACCGAAAGGAGAAGGCUUCAGCCUUCAAGCGCACACAGCCACGCAAAUCCCCUCUUCAUCAACCUCGACUCGAGUCCGCGCGCGUCCCCGAAUCGAGAGGAGAUGAGUCGUCCGCAUGACGGUCACAGGUCCUUCUUUCCCAUGGGGAAUCCCUUCAGGAUGAUUCUCCCAAGAGGAGCCCGCCUGUCACCGAAGCUCACUGAGCUGCUCACUUCGUAUGAGGAUGGCCUGGCCUCGAGCUUGAGGAAGGUCAAGCCAGAGGCCACCUCAGAGGUGUUCACACUAUCAUGGAUGAAGCUCGCAGUGGAGUGCUUAUCAGAGCUGCACACCAAUAUAGCCACCCUGAUUACUGAGCUUGAGUUGCCCUUAUCAGACUGGGAUGAGAAGUGGGUGGACAUUUACCUGAACAGCAGUGUGAAGCUGCUGGACAUCUGCAUUGCCCUGAGCUCGGAGCUCUCUCGGUUGGAUCAAGGGCAGCUGCUUGUGCGAUAUCUCCUGAAUGUGUUGGACUCUGGGAGCGACAUGCCAUCCCAGGAGCAGAUCAGGAGAGCUGAGGUGUCGCUUAAGGAAUGGAUAGAGCGAGCAAGUGAAAGGUCUCCGAGGCUUGAUAGUUGCUUGGCAGCGCUACAGGAGCUUUCUGGAAACCUUUGCCUGAUGAAGGUUAGGCAUUCUGCUAAAGGGAAAGUGCUCAUGCGAGCAUUGUAUGGAAUCGAGGCUGUUACCGUCUUAAUCUGCAGUGUACUUGUAGCUGUACUGUCGGGUACCUUCAAGCCACUGGUUGACUUUGAUGUCCCUGAGAAAUUUGGUUGGUCUACGGCCUUCAUUGAUCUUCAGAAGGCCAUAAGCGGUGAACUUAGCAGGCAACUGUCCAGAGGUAGUGUUGCAGCGUUAAAAGAGCUGGAGGAUGUUGAUGUAUGUGCUAGACAGCUGCAUACAUUGACUUGCACUGCUCAGCUUGAAGAGGAGAAUGCCAGCCUGGCUCAUUCAUUUAGCCGUUCAAAGGAAGUGGUCCUGACAGAUACUACAGCCCAGGGAAGAGGCCAUGUGGAUAAUCUCAAGUUGGCUGAUGAUAGUAGCUGUCAGCAUGAAGUGAUCAUGCUGCAAAGUAUUACUACAGAAGGAGGAAUUGGUACAGCUGAUAUCAAGGAGGAUACCGAGACCAUUGGCCAUACAAGGGAAGUGAUGGCGCCUGAGAAAAUAAUUGACAGAGGACACCAAGAUGAUAACACAAAGCAGGACACUGGUGUUGUCACUGAUAUCAGUUGCUUGGAAAGGAGAGAGGAACUGCUGAACUGCAUCUCCCAGAUGUCGAAAAGCGCUGAAAGGCUCCAGUUGGGGUUGGACUCGCUGUCGAAGCGGGUGGAUAACUUCUUCCAUAUUGUGCUUACAGGGCGUGAUGCACUACUUUGUAAUCUCAGGUUUUCAAACGGCGGCAAGGUUGCUGCAGAGGUCAGGUCUUAAUAUGCCAUCUCAUGUUUGUGCCAUGUAAUGCGUGUAUAGACAGCUCAGCGGCCCAUCGUGAUGUGUGGUGCUUCUGACUUCUGGCCCCUGCUCAGCUCCACCAACACUAAGCCGGGGCCAGAUCUCAGAAGCAUUGUGCAUGAUAUGUGCCUCUAGCUGUGCUGUGCAAACGCUUAUAUAGCUUCCCUUUUUGGUUAAGUAUGAACUAGUGUUCUGUUGAGUAAAUAGUGCUGUUAAGUUGGUGUCGGGUGGAAUGUACACCAUCUAGAGUUGAGCAACUGUAUGUAUGCUCAUGUGUCCUGGUAACGGAGGUGAAAAUGAGUUGCAAAUGUUGAUCCCUGUUUGUCUGUUGGAUAACCUAAACUGGUAAUGUACAAAUUUCAAUGUAUUUGUACAUCAUGUUGGCAUCAUAAGUUCGACCUAGAGUGCUGUUGGUAUAAGUAGGAACUACAUACCCUUUUUGUGAGUAGGGACUGGAAUGUUCGCGAGUUGGUGUCGGUGGAAUGUAUAACCUCUAGACUCUAGAGUAGAGUAACUGUAUGUAUGCUCGUGUGUGCUGGUAAUGGAGAUGAAAAUGAGUUGCAGACAGC